Dendronephthya gigantea is the source of this 2251-nucleotide messenger RNA. Its product is annotated as protein lin-9 homolog. Gene Ontology annotation, molecular function: DNA binding. The coding region runs from base 111 to 1664 and encodes 517 amino acids. Gene Ontology annotation, cellular component: transcription repressor complex; nucleoplasm. The transcript has a single exon. The record is from RefSeq and is a predicted model, not a curated record. Lineage: Eukaryota; Metazoa; Cnidaria; Anthozoa; Malacalcyonacea; Nephtheidae. Gene Ontology annotation, biological process: DNA-templated transcription; regulation of transcription by RNA polymerase II; regulation of cell cycle.
UUUAAAAUUUUCACACAAAAGGCGUAAAGGGUCUUACAAUUUGUGAAUGUUGUAUUGUUUAAUAUGUCUACUUGUUGAGAAAAUAACUUAAUGUUUAUCUUGGCAACAAGAUGGAAAGUGAUGAUUCUGUCGCAAUGGAAUUUUCUGCGCAAGCCCUAGUUAGUUUAAGAGGAAAUCAGCCUUCGCUACGGAACUCGCAUGGAGAUGAUGAAAUACAAACAGACGAUGUUUUGCACUUUCCUAACUUCUCCGAUAACGCCAUUGCACAAGCAUCAUUUGGCUCACCUCGUCGAAAAGCUAGAAAACCGAUAAAAUUACAAAAUACGUCCAUUAAAGGUUCCCCAACAAAGAAAACAGCGGCGAGUUUGAUGUCAAAAUUACGGAAUUUAUUGAAGUUACCAAAAGCUUUCAAAUGGUGUUAUUUUGAAUGGUUUUAUUCCAGUAUUGAUAAGUCGUUGUUUCUUACUGAUAAUGACUUCUGCGUCUGUCUUAGAGAGCAUUUUCCAAACUUAAAUGCUAAAAAUCUUCGUAGAGUUGAGUGGAGAGAAUUGAGAAGACUAAUGGGUAAGCCAAGGAGAUGUUCACAGUCCUUUUUUAACGAGGAAAGAAGUGCUUUAGAGGACAAAAGGCAGAAAAUUCGGCUUCUUCAACAAAGAAAAGUUACAGAGUUAGCAAAGUUCAAAGAUCUUCCAAAAGAGAUUCCAGUACCACUUGUGAUUGGUACUAAAGUUUCUGCAAGGCUGCACGAACCACAGAGUGGUAUAUUUACAGGGCAGAUUGAUGCUGUUGAUAGUACUGCAUCUACAUACAGAGUAAGAUUUGAUAUUCCAGAGCUUGGAACCCAUUCGAUUAUGGAUAUUGACAUUCAAAGUAAUGAGUGUGAAGAAACCAUGCCUAUUUCAGCAUUUGCAUUGAAGGAACGCCCAAAGCUUGCCAAUGUGCCAACGUUUAGCUCUGUGCGCCGAAAACUGUCUGCAGUUGGUGAUCCAUUACUGAGCAAUUCACCAACACGUGUUCAGCUACAAGAAGUUCUUGACAAAGGAGAUACCACAGUUGGUGGUUUUCCAAUUAAGUUUCUUGCUCUUGUAACUAGAUUGUCUAAGGUUUUAACUCUGAAAAGAGAAUUUGUUGAUAAAUUGAAACAAUUGAAUAGUGAAGCGGAGAAACUAAAAUCGUACCAAAUACCCAUUGAACGAGAUUUUCAGAAGAAAUAUGCAGAGGUUGUCCUUGAACUUGAGAGACUCAACACUGAUUUGAACAAUUAUUUAAAGGAAGUGGAGGAAUAUUGUCAAAACAUUAAUUCUGUCCAGGGUGUUGCAAGUUUAGAUCAGUCAGAUGGGCUACAGGGAUCAUGUGAGAAACAGGCAAAGUUGAUGGUUGAGCGUUUAUCAGGUGAUGCUGAUCAUGAUGUAGAGAAUGCUUCUAUGCUGCAAUUAAUUGCGAGUCUCACAGCUUUGUUACUUCAGGUGAAAAUGCUUGCUGAGAGUGACUUAAAUUCCUUUGAAUUUAAAAGUUUAGUUGACAGUGUACAAGAGUUAAAGAAGUCAGUAGAUUCAACCAAUGUAAGUUCUUUUCAAAACAAUGUAGAAAUUCAUAUUGCACAUAUUCAAUCAGGACUUAGUCAGAUGGGUAACCUUCAAGCAUUUGCCACAAAUCCACCCUAGGUAUUUGAUUGACUUGAUAUUGUUUAUUGGUUUUAGUGAAACAAAAACACUAGUAUUGUCAUCAAUAUAUAGUACAAUAUAUGCACAAAUUGUAAGUAGUAAUUUUUAGUCAGCUUUUGUGUGCCAAAUAAUGUGAUUUGAAAGAGUAAUCUGAUCUCAUUAUUUUCUGAAACAUCUACAUCUCUGGAUCUUUCACCCAAAUGGCCAGGGAAUUUUUUUAAACCAAGAGAAAAUUUGUUUCAUUGCUUUGUUCUCUUAAUGAGAGUUGGACGAUAAUAAUAGCACAACAAAGAAAUAUGUUUCAAGUUCACAUCCAGUUUUUUCCUUAGCUUCCCUGUAUUUGUCUAUACUAAACACAUGUGUACUAAUCAUAUACUAACAGUACUGUCGUUAUCUUUUGAGUACAUUACAAAUGCUGUUUUUUGUUUAAUCUAUAUGGUUGGCUUUGGUUACCUUUCCCAAAUGGCCAAUUCCUCGUAAGUUUUCACUAGGUGUACACCUAAAUGAAAAUCAUGAGAUGUGGAUAUUUUGUGGACUUACCGAAUUUUAAUAUUUGUAUAUGUAUUGUAUUUUGUACAGGAAGUAAA